Mustela erminea (ermine) is the source of this 15525-nucleotide messenger RNA. It is a transcript of the gene MUC6, whose product is annotated as mucin 6, oligomeric mucus/gel-forming. Bases 1 to 15525 code for a protein of 5174 amino acids. Lineage: Eukaryota; Metazoa; Chordata; Mammalia; Carnivora; Mustelidae. The record is from RefSeq and is a predicted model, not a curated record. The transcript is spliced from 31 exons. Gene Ontology annotation, cellular component: extracellular matrix. Gene Ontology annotation, molecular function: protein binding.
AUGGGGACACAGAGGCUCACCCUCUCCCCCGCCGCCCAGGGGCCUCUCACCCCUCCACCAGCAAUUGCCGACCCCUCCCCCCCCAGGCCCCACGCCCUGCCAUUCUGGGCUCGCAGAUGGGCCCAGCUCUCCACAGCUGAGGCGCUGAACCCAGCCAGUCUAAACAAAACCUCCUCUGUGCGCCCAGACCUCCGGAGGCUGCAGGACUCCCCACCCACAGCUCCGGACAAGGGCUGGUGCUCCACCUGGGGGGCCGGCCACUUCUCCACGUUCGACGGCCACGUGUAUGACUUCCUGGGGACCUGCAACUACGUCUUUGCGGCCACCUGCGAGGACACAUCACCCACCUUCAGUGUCCAGCUACGGCGUGGGCCCAGCGGGAACAUCUCCCGGAUCAUUGUGGAGCUGGGCGCCUCCGCGGUCACCGUGCAGAAGGAGGUCAUCUCCGUGAAGGAUGUGGGGGUCGUCAGCCUACCCUACAGCAGCACCGGGCUCCAGAUCACACCGUUCGGCCAGAGCGUGCAGCUGGUGGCCAAGCAGCUCGAGCUGGAGCUUGUGGUCACGUGGGGCCCAGGCAGUCACCUGCUGGUGCUGGUAGAGAAGCGGCACAUGGGCAAGCUGUGUGGUCUCUGCGGGGACUUCAACGGCAAGCGGACGGACGAGUUCCUGAGCGAGGAAGGCAAACCACUGGAACCCCACACGUACGCCGCCCUCCAGAGGCUGGACGACCCCAACGAGAUCUGCACCUCCAUGCCGGUGCCCAGGCCCCAGGCCCCACAGGCAGAGCAUGCCCAGACUUGCGCCCAGCUGCUGACCCAGGUGGCCCCCGAGUGCAGCGUGCCCAAAGAGCCUUUCGUGCGGAGCUGCCAGACGGACAUGGCCGAGUGCGCGCCGCGGGGCCGGCGGGACUGCGCCUGUGCCUCGCUGUCCGAGUACUCACGCCGCUGCAGCAUGGCCGGCCAGCCCGUCAGCCACUGGCGGCGCCCCGGCCUCUGCUCCGUGGGCCUGUGCCCGGCCAACCAGGUGUACCAGGAGUGCGGCGCGGCCUGCGCCAGGACCUGCUCCAACCCUCAGCACACCUGCUCUAGCUUCUGCACCUUCGGCUGCUUCUGUCCUCAAGGUACGGUUCUGGAUGACGUCUCCAAAAACCAUACCUGUGUGCCGGUUGCCCAGUGUCCCUGCAUGCUCCACGGCGUGGCCCACGCCCCCGGGGAAGUGGUGACAGCCGCCUGCCGGACGUGCCGCUGCUCCCUGGGCCACUGGGUGUGCACAGAGCGGCCCUGCCCUGGGCGCUGCUCCCUGGAAGGCAGCUCCUUCGUCACCACAUUCGACGCCCGGCCGUAUCGCUUCCACGGCGCCUGCACCUACAUCCUCCUCCAGAGCCCGCAGCUCCCUGAUGGGGGCUUCCUCGUGGCCUCGUACGAAAAGUCUGGAUACUCUCACUCGGAGACCGCCCUAGCCGCCGUCAUCUACAUGUCCGGAGAAGACAAAAUCGUGAUUUCUCGGGACGAGGUCGUCACCAACAGCGGGAACACCAAGUGGCUACCGUACAAGACUCGCAACAUCACGGUCUUCAGGCAGACGUCCACCCACCUCCAGAUGACCACCACCUUCGGGCUGGAGCUCGUGGUGCAGCUGGAGCCCGUGUUCCAGGCGUAUGUCACUGUCGGGCCCCAGUUCAGAGGCCAGACCAGAGGGCUCUGUGGCACCUUCAAUGGGGACACGACGGAUGACUUCAUGACCAGCACGGGCAUCGUGGAGGGCACCGCCCCGCUCUUCGUGGACUCUUGGCGGACAGGGAACUGCCCGGCCUCGCUGGAGCGCGAGAUAGACCCCUGCUCCAUGAGCCAGCUCAACAAGGUGUGUGCAGAGACCCACUGCUCGGUGCUGGUGAGGGACAGCACCGUGUUCCAGAGCUGCCACGCCACCGUGAACCCCAGGCCCUUCUACAAGAGGUGCGUGUACCAGGCUUGCAACUACGAGGAGACCCUCCCCUACGUGUGCGCCGCCCUGAGUGACUACGCCCGCGCGUGUGCCACCCAUGGCCGCCUCCUGCGGGGCUGGAGGGACAGCGUCAACUGCACCACCCCCUGCACGGGCAACCAGACAUUUGGCGACAACAUCAGGGCCUGCGGCCGUACAUGCCUAUCACUGUCGGACCACACGGCCGAGUGCCACCCGAGCACCGUGCCCAUGGACGGCUGCGCCUGCCCCGAGGGCACCUACCUCAACCACAAGGCCCAGUGCGUGCGCAAGGGCCAGUGCCCCUGCCUCCUGGACGGCAGCAAGCUCAUCCCGGCGGACGAGUCCACCAUGGUCAACGGCGCCAUCUGCUACUGUGUCAAUGGCAGGCUGAGCUGCCCCGGGCGCCCACAACUGCUCCUGGCUACCUGCUCGGCCCCCAAGAUCUUCCAGUCCUGUGACGAGUCGUCAGAGAGAACAUUUGGGGCAGCCUGUGCCCCCACGUGUCAGAGGCUGGCCACCGGCACCCCCUGCGUACCCACCAAGUGUGAGCCUGGCUGCGUCUGUGCCCAGGGGCUCUACGAGAACGCCACCGGGCACUGCGUACCCCCCGAGGAAUGUCCGUGCGAGUUUGCGGGGGUCUCCUACCCCCGGGGCGCAGAGCUCCACACCGACUGUAAGACAUGCACCUGCUCCGGGGGCCAGUGGACGUGCUGGCAGAGUGCCCGCUGCCCCUCCACCUGCACACUCUACGGGGAGGGCCACGUGGUCACCUUCGACGGCCAGCGCUUCCUGUUCGAUGGCAGCUGUGGGUACAUCCUGGCCACGGACGGCUGCGGGACCGACCACUCGCAGCCCAGCUUCACGGUCCUGACAGAGAAUGUUGUGUGUGGAAAGUCGGGCGUCACCUGCUCCCGGGCCAUCAAGAUCUUCCUGGGGGGUGUGUCCGUCGUGCUGGCGGACAGAAACUACACGGUCCACGGGGAAGACCCGCACGUGCGGCUGCGGGUGGCCACCAGCCCCCUGAACCUGGUGCUGGACGUCGUCGUCGGCAGCCGCUACAACCUGACCCUCAUCUGGAACAAACGCAUGACCGUCUCCAUCAGCGUCACGCGCGGCAGCCAGGGUGCCCUGUGCGGCCUGUGCGGCAACUACAACGGGAACAUGAAAGACGACUUCGAGACGCGCAGCAACUACGUGGCGUCCAGUGAACUGGAAUUCGUGAGUUCGUGGAAGGACAGCCCGCUGUGCGGGGACGCGGGCCUCGCGCUGGACCCCUGCAGCCUCAACGCCUUCCGCCGCAGCUGGGCGACGCGCAAGUGCGGCAUCAUCAACAGCCCUACCUUCGCCGCCUGCCACAGCCAGGUGUACCAUCUGCCCUACUACGAAGCCUGUGUGCGAGACGCGUGUGGCUGUGACACCAGCGGCGACUGUGAGUGCCUGUGUGACGCGGUGGCCGCCUACGCCAAGGCCUGCCUGGACAAAGGCGUGUGUGUGGACUGGAGGACCCCGGACUUCUGCCCUGUCUACUGCGACUUCUACAACACGCACGCUCCGGGAGACGGCGGGUACCAGUACGACCAGGAGGCCGACUGCACGUGGCACUACCAGCCAUGCCUCUGCCCCGGGUACCCACAGAGCGUCCCAGACACCAACACCGAAGGCUGCUACAACUGUUCCCAGCACGAGUAUUUCGACCACGGCACGGGGACCUGCGUUCCUUGCAAGUCACCUCGAACCAUCCCUGCCAUCACCCUACGGCCCACGUCGGAACCAGCCCCAACGGUUACUCUCAAGUCCACGGCCACAGGACCCACAGUGACAGGGGCCACAACGAAGUCCACAGCAUCCACACUCAGCUCAGUGACGCGAUCCACAGCUCACUCCACAGAGCACAGCACGGCUUUCCCACGGACCCCAGAAACUUCAGAGACCUCUACACUACCCCCACCAAGUAAGCACACCCUCAUGCCUAUCCCCAGAAAGGGGCAGAAGCUCAUAUGCCUGCAACGCACCAAAGCGGUAGGGGCCGGCAUGGCGCUGCAUGGGCCACAAUGGGCCAAAAUACCCACGGGCUCCUCGUCUCCGUCCCCGCAUGUCCCCAUCACGGGCACACAGCCCACGCACACGACCCCGCCACUCACUCGGACCACGCACCCCCCGAAUUCCGUCAGCACAGCCAAAACCUCCACGUCCAGAGAGACCUACCCUUCCGCACCCAUCCACCAUGAAACCUCUUCGGCCCCCAAGCCCAGCGUCUCCCACCAACCAACGGCCACAGGUACCCUCAACACCGUGACUCACACCACCACGGCCACGACAUCCACGAGCAAGCGACACACGCCACACACGUCUCAUUCCACACCCACUCCCCCUGUCACCAACAGUGCCCACACGACAGGUCCCCCCUCGGGGACUUCCUUCCGGACGACCACAGCCUUACCCACCCAAUCGCACCCCGAGACCACCGUCUCCACCCACGCUGCCCCCUCUACCACGUCCUCCGUGAUGCCCACUACCCACCGACUCAUCACCCCAACGCACCCGGAGACUCCGACGUUCGCAUCCACAACCAGACCCACGGGCUCCUCGUCUCCGUCCCCACACGUCCCCAUCACGGGCACACAGCCCACGCACACGACCCCGCCACUCACUCGGACCACGCACCCCCCGAACUCCAUCAGCACAGCCAAAACCUCCACGUCCUGGGAGACCUACCCUUCCGCACCCAUCCACCAUGAAACCUCCCACCAACCAACGGCCACAGAAACCCUGACCUCCGUGACUCACACCGCCACGGCCACGGAGUCCACCAGCAAACGACACACUCCGCACACGUCUCACUCCGCACAAACGACCCUUGUCCCCAACACCGCCCACACGACAGGUCCCCCCUCGGGGACUUCUUUCCGGACGACCACAGCAUUACCCACCCCAUCAGGCCCCAAAACCACCCUGUCCACCCACAGGGCACCCUCUACCACAUCCUCCGUGACGCCCACUACCCACCGACUCCUCAGCCCAACAUACCCGGAGACUCCUACUUCCCCCGCCACGGCCAGACCUACGGGCUCCUCGUCUCCAUCCCCGCACGUCCCCAUCACGGGAACACAGCCCACACACACGACCCCGCCACUCACUCGGACCACGCACACCCCGAACUCCGUCAGCACAGCCAAAACCUCCACGUCCUGGGAGACCUACCCUUCUGCACCCAACCACCAUGAAACCUCAUCUGCCCCCAAGCCCAACGUCUCCCACCAACCACCGGCCACGGGAACCCUGACCACUGUGACUCACACCGCCACGGCCACGGCGUCCACGAGCAAGCGACACACGCCACACACGUCUCAUUCCACACCCACUCCCCCUGUCCCCAACAGCACCCACACGACAGGUCCCCCCUCGGGGACGUCCUUCCGGACGACCACAGCCUUACCCACCCCAUCGCGCCCCGAGACCACCCUCUCCACCCACGCUGCCCCCUCUACCACGUCCUCCGUGACUCCCACUACCCACCGACUCAUCACCCCAACGCACACGGAGAACCCUACUUCCCCCUCCACCUCUACCAGACCCACGGGCUCCUCGUCUCCGUCCCCGCACGUCCCCAUCACGGGCACACAGCCCACGCACACGACCCCGCCACUCACUCGGACCACGCACACCCCGAACUCCGUCAGCACAGCCAAAACCUCCACGUCCUGGGAGACCUACCCUUCCGUACCCAACAACCAUGAAACCUCGUCUGCCACCAAGCCCACCGUCUCCCACCAACCACCGGCCACGGGAACCGUGACGUCCGUGACUCACACUGCCACGGCCAUGGAGUCCACCAGCAAGCGACACACGCCGCAUACGACGCACUCCGCGCAAACGACCCCUGUCCCCAACAGCACCCACACGACAGGUCCCCACUCGGGGACUUCCUUCCGGACGACCACAGCAUUACCCACCCCAUCAGGCCCCAAAACCACCCUGUCUACCCACAGGGCACCCUCUACAACGUCCUCCGUGACGCCCACUACCCACCGACUCCUCAGCCCAACAUACCCGGAGACUCCUACUUCCCCCGCCACGGCCAGACCCACGGGCUCCUCGUCUCCGUCCCCGCACGUCCCCAUCACGGGCACACAGCCCACACACACGACCCCGCCACUCACUCGGACCACGCACACCCCGAACUCCAUCAGCACAGCCAAAACCUCCACGUCCUGGGAGACCUACCCUUCCGCACCCAUCCACCAUGAAACCUCUUCUGCCCCCAAGCCCACCGUCUCCCACCAACCACCAGCCACGGGAACCGUGACGUCCGUGACUCACACUGCCACGGCCACAGAGUCCACCAGCAGGCGACACACGCCACAUACGACGCACUCCGCACAAACGACCCCUGUCCCCAACACAGCCCACACGACAGGUCCCCCCUCGGGAACUUCCUUCCGGACGACCACCGCCUUAGCCACCCCAUCGCGCCCCGAGACCACCGUCUCCACCCACGCUGCCCCCUCUACCACGUCCUCCGUGACUCCCACUACCCACCGACUCAUCACCGCAACGCACACGGAGACCCCUAAUUCCCCCUCCACGGCCAGACCUACGGGCUCCUCAUCUCUGUCCCCGCACGUCCCCAUCACAGGAACACAGCCCACGCACAAAACCCCGCCACUCACUCGGACCACACAGCCCCCGAAUUCCGUCAGUACAGCCAAAACCUCCACGUCCAGAGAGACCUACCCUUCCGCACCCAUCCACCAUGAAACCUCAUCAGCCCCCAAGCCCACCGUCUCCCACCAACCACCGGCCACGGGAACCCUGACCUCCGUGACUCACACCGCCACGGCCACAGAGUCCACGAGCAAGAGACACACGCCACACACGUCUCAUUCCACACCCACUCCCCCUGUGACCAACAGCGCCCACACGACAGGUCCCCCCUCGGGGACGUCCUUCCGGACGACCACAGCCUUACCUACCCCAUCGCGCCCCGAGACCACCGUCUCCACCCGCGCUGCCCCCUCUACCACGUCCUCCGUGACGCCCACUACCCACCGACUCAUCACCCCAACGCACCUGGAGACUCCGACGUACGCCUCCACAGAGGGACACACGGUCUCCUCGUCUCCAUCCCCACACGUCCCCAUCACGGGCACACAGCCCACGCACACGACCCCGCCACUCACUCGGACCACGCACCCCCCGAACUCCGUCAGCACAGCCAAAACCUCCACGUCCAGAGCGACCUACCCUUCCGCACCCAUCCACCAUGAAACCUCCUCUGCCCCCAAGCCCACGGUCUCCCACCAACCAACGGCCACGGGAACCGUGACGUCCGUGACUCACACUGCCACGGCCACAGAGUCCACCAGCAAACGACACACUCCGCACACGUCUCACUCCGCACACACGACCCUUGUCCCCAACACCGCCCACACGACAGGUCCCCCCUCGGGGACUUCUUUCCGGACGACCACAGCAUUACCCACCCCAUCAGGCCCCAAAAACACCCUGUCCACCCACAGGGCACCCUCUACCACGUCCUCCGUGACACCCACUACCCACCGACUCCUCAGCCCAACAUACCCGGAGACUCCUACUUCCCCCGCCACGGCCAGACCUACGGGCUCCUCGUUUCCAUCCCCGCACGUCCCCAUCACGGGAACACAGCCCACACACACGACCCCGCCGCCCACUCGGACCACGCACACCCCGAAAUCCGUCAGCACAGCCAAAACCUCCACGUCCUGGAAGACCUACCCUUCCGCACCCAACCACCAUGAAACCUCAUCAGCCCCCAAGCCCACCGUCUCCCACCAACCACCGGCCACGGGAACCCUGACCACUGUGACUCACACCGCCACGGCCACGGCGUCCACGAGCAAGCGACACACGCCACACACGUCUCAUUCCACACCCACUCCCCCAGUCCCCAACAGCACCCACACGACAGGUCCCCCCUCGGGGACGUCCUUCCGGACGACCACAGCCUUACCGACGCCAUCGCGCCCCGAGACCACCGUCUCCACCCACGCUGCCACCUCUACCACGUCCUCCGUGACUCCCACUACCCACCGACUCCUCACACCAACGCACCCGGAGACCCCUACUUCCCCCUCCAUGGCCAGACCCACGGGCUCCUCGUCUCCGUCCCCGCACGUCCCCAUCACGGGCACACAGCCCACGCACAUGACCCCGCCACUCACUCGGACCACGCACACCCCAAAUUCCGUCAGCACAGCCAAAACCUCCACGUCCUGGGAGACCUACCCUUCCACACCCAUCCACCAUGAAACCUCUUCUGCCCCCAAGCCCACCGUCUCCCACCAACCACCGGCCACGGGAACCGUGACGUCCGUGACUCACACGGCCACGGCCACGGAGUCCACCAGCAAGGGACACACGCCGCAUACGACGCACUCCGCGCAAACGACCCCUGUCCCCAACACAGCCCACACGACAGGUCCCCCCUCGGGGACUUCCUUCCGGACGACCACCGCCGUAGCCACCCCCUCGCGCCCCGAGACCACCGUCUCCACCCACGCUGCACCCUCUACCACGUCCUCCGUGACUCCCACUACCCACCGACUCAUCACCGCAACGCACACGGAGACCCCUACUUCCCCCUCCACGGCCAGACCCACGGGCUCCUCAUCUCUGUCCCCGCACGUCCCCAUCACGGGAACACAGCCCACGCACAUGACCCCGCCACUCACUCGGACCACGCACACCCCGAACUCCGUCAGCACAGCCAAAACCUCCACGUCCUGGGAGACCUACCCUUCCGCACCCAUCCACCAUGAAACCUCCCACCAACCAACAGCCACAGAAACCCUGACCACUGUGACUCACACCGCCACGGCCACAGAGUCCACGAGCAAGAGACACACGCCACACACGUCUCAUUCCACACCCACACCCCCUGUCCCCAACAGCACCCACACGACAGGUCCCCCCUCGGGAACUUCCUUCCGGACGACCACAGCCUUACCUACCCCAUCGCGCCCCGAGACCACCGUCUCCACCCACGCUGCCCCCUCUACCACGUCCUCCGUGACUCCCACUACCCACCGACUCAUCACCGCAACGCACGCAGAGACCCCUACCUCCCCCUCCACGGCCAGACCCACGGGCUCCUCAUCUCUGUCCCCGCACGUCCCCAUCACGGGCACACAGCCCACACACAAAACCCCGCCACUCACUCGGACCACACACCCCCCGAACUCCGUCAGCACAGCCAAAACCUCCACGUCCAGAGAGACCUACCCUUCCGCACCCAUCCACCAUGAAACCUCCUCUGCCCCCAAGCCCACCAUCUCCCACCAACCAACGGCCACGGGAACCGUGACGACCGUGACUCACACCGCCACGGCCACAGAGUCCACCAGCAAACGACACACUCCGCACACGUCUCACUCCGCACACACGACCCUUGUCCCCAACACCGUCCACACGACAGGUCCCCCCUCGGGAACUUCUUUCCGGACGACCACAGCAUUACCCACCCCAUCAGGCCCCAAAACCACCCUGUCCACCCACAGGGCACCCUCUACCACGUCCUCCAUGACGCCCACUACCCACCGACUCCUCAGCCCAACAUACCCGGAGACUCCUACUUCCCCCGCCACGGCCAGACCUACGGGCUCCUCGUUUCCAUCCCCGCACGUCCCCAUCACGGGAACACAGCCCACACACACGACCCCGCCGCCCACUCGGACCACGCACACCCCGAAAUCCGUCAGCACAGCCAAAACCUCCACGUCCUGGGAGACCUACCCUUCCGCACCCAACCACCAUGAAACCUCAUCAGCCCCCAAGCCCACCGUCUCCCACCAACCACCGGCCACGGGAACCCUGACCACUGUGACUCACACCGCCACGGCCACGGCGUCCACGAGCAAGCGACACACGCCACACACAUCUCAUUCCACACCCACUCCCCCUGUCCCCAACAGCACCCACACGACAGGUCCCCCCUCGGGGACGUCCUUCCGGACGACCACAGCCUUACCGACGCCAUCGCGCCCCGAGACCACCCUCUCCACCCAUGCUGCCCCCUCAACCACAUCCUCCGUAACUCCCACUACCCACCGACUCAUCACCCCAACGCACCCGGAGACUCCUACUUCCCCCGCCACGGCCAGACCCACGGGCUCCUCGUCUCCGUCCCCGCACGUCCCCAUCACGGGCACACAGCCCACACACACGACCCCGCCACUCACUCGGACCACGCACACCCCGAACUCCAUCAGCACAGCCAAAACCUCCACGUCCUGGGAGACCUACCCUUCCGCACCCAACCACCAUGAAACCUCUUCUGCCCCCAAGCCCACCGUCUCCCACCAACCACCGGCCACGGGAACCGUGACGUCCGUGACUCACACUGCCACGGCCACAGAGUCCACCAGCAGGCGACACACGCCACAUACGACGCACUCCGCACAAACGACCCCUGUCCCCAACACAGCCCACACGACAGGUCCCCCCUCGGGAACUUCCUUCCGGACGACCACCGCCUUAGCCACCCCAUCGCGCCCCGAGACCACGCUCUCCACCCACGCUGCCCCCUCUACCACGUCCUCCGUGACUCCCACUACCCACCGACUCAUCACCGCAACGCAACCGGAGAACCGUACUUCCCCCUCCACGGCCAGACCUACGGGCUCCUCAUCUCUGUCCCCGCACGUCCCCAUCACGGGAACACAGCCCACGCACAAAACCCCGCCACUCACUCGGACCACACAGCCCCCGAACUCCGUCAGCACAGCCAAAACCUCCACGUCCUGGGGGACCUACCCUUCCGCACCCAUCCACCAUGAAACCUCAUCAGCCCCCAAGCCCACCGUCUCCCACCAACCACCGGCCACGGGAACCCUGACCUCCGUGACUCACACCGCCACGGCCACAGAGUCCACGAGCAAGAGACACACGCCACACACGUCUCAUUCCACACCCACUCCCCCUGUGACCAACAGCGCCCACACGACAGGUCCCCCCUCGGGGACGUCCUUCCGGACGACCACAGCCUUACCUACCCCAUCGCGCCCCGAGACCACCGUCUCCACCCACGCUGCCAUCUCUACCACGUCCUCCGUGACUCCCACUACCCACCGACUCCUCACACCAACGCACCCGGAGACCCCUACUUCCCCCUCCACGGCCAGACCCACGGGCUCCUCGUCUCCGUCCCCGCACGUCCCCAUCACGGGCACACAGCACACACACACGACCCCGCCACUCACUCGGACCACGCACACCCCAAAUUCCGUCAGCACAGCCAAAACCUCCACGUCCUGGGAGACCUACCCUUCCGCACCCAUCCACCAUGAAACCUCUUCUGCCCCCAAGCCCACCGUCUCCCACCAACCACCGGCCACGGGAACCGUGACGUCCGUGACUCACACUGCCACGGCCACGGAGUCCACCAGCAAGCGACACACGCCGCAUACGACGCACUCCGCGCAAACGACCCCUGUCCCCAACAGCACCCACACGACAGGUCCCCCCUCGGGGACUUCCUUCCGGACGACCACCGCCUUAGCCACCCCAUCGCGCCCCGAGACCACCGUCUCCACCCACGCUGCCCCCUCUACCACGUCCUCCGUGACUCCCACUACCCACCGACUCAUCACCCCAACGCAACCGGAGACCCCUACUUCCCCCUUCACGGCCAGACCCACGGGCUCCUCAUCUCUGUCCCCGCACGUCCCCAUCACGGGAACACAGCCCACGCACAUGACCCCGCCACUCACUCGGACCACGCACACCCCGAACUCCGUCAGCACAGCCAAAACCUCCACGUCCUGGGAGACCUACCCUUCCGCACCCAUCCACCAUGAAACCUCCCACCAACCAACAGCCACAGAAACCCUGACCACUGUGACUCACACCGCCACGGCCACAGAGUCCACGAGCAAGAGACACACGCCACACACGUCUCAUUCCACACCCACACCCCCUGUCCCCAACAGCACCCACACGACAGGUCCCCCCUCAGGGACUUCCUUCCGGACGACCACAGCCUUACCGACCCCAUCGCGCCCCGAGACCACCGUCUCCAGCCACGCUGCCCCCUCAACCACAUCCUCCGUGACGCCCACUACCCACCGACUCCUCACCCCAACGCACCCGGAGACUCCUACUUCCCCCUCCACGGCCAGACCCACGGGCUCCUCGUCUCCGUCCCCGCACGUCCCCAUCACGGGCACACAGCCCACGCACACGACCCCGCCACUCACUCGGACCACGCACACCCCGAACUCCGUCAGCACAGCCAAAACCUCCACGUCCAGAGAGACCUACCCUUCCGCACCCAUCCACCAUGAAACCUCGUCUGCCACCAAGCCCAGCGUCUCCCACCAACCACCGGCCACGGGAACCCUGACCACUGUGACUCACACCGCCACGGCCACGGUGUCCACGAGCAAGCGACACACGCCACACACGUCUCAUUCCACACCCACUCCCCCUGUCCCCAACAGCACCCACACGGCAGGUCCCCCCUCGGGGACGUCCUUCCGGACGACCACAGCCUUACUGACCCCAUCGCGCCCCGAGACCACCGUCUCCACCCACGCUGCCCCCUCAACCACAUCCUCCGUGACUCCCACUAGCCACCGACUCAUCACCCCAACGCACCCGAAGACCCCUAUUUCCCCCUCCACCUCUACCAGACCCACGGGCUCCUCGUCUCCGUCCCCGCACGUCCCCAUCACGGGCACACAGCCCACGCACAUGACCCCGCCACUCACUCGGACCACGCACACCCCGAACUCCAUCAGCACAGCCAAAACCUCCACGUCCUGGGAGACCUACCCUUCCGCACCCAUCCACCAUGAAACCUCUUCUGCCCCCAAGCCCACCGUCUCCCACCAAUCACCAGCCACGGGAACCGUGACGUCCGUGACUCACACUGCCACGGCCACGGAGUCCACCAGCAAGCGACACACGCCGCAUACGACGCACUCCGCGCAAACGACCCCUGUCCCCAACACAGCCCACACGACAGGUCCCCCCUCGGGGACUUCCUUCCGGACGACCACCGCCUUAGCCACCCCAUCGCGCCCCGAGACCACCGUCUCCACCCACGCUGCCCCCUCUACCACGUCCUCCGUGACUCCCACUACCCACCGACUCAUCACCCCAACGCAACCGGAGACCCCUACUUCCCCCUCCAUGGCCAGACCCACGGGCUCCUCAUCUCUGUCCCCGCACGUCCCCAUCACAGGAACACAGCCCACGCACAAAACCCCACCACUCACUCGGACCACGCACACCCCGAACUCCGUCAGCACAGCCAAAACCUCCACGUCCAGAGAGACCUACCCUUCUGCACCCAACCACCAUGAAACCUCAUCAGCCCCCAAGCCCACCGUCUCCCACCAACCACCGGCCACGGGAACCCUGACCACUGUGACUCACACCGCCACGGCCACGGCGUCCACGAGCAAGCGACACACGCCACACACGUCUCAUUCCACACCCACUCCCCCUGUCACCAACAGCGCCCACACGACAGGUCCCCCCUCGGGGACUUCCUUCCGGACGACCACAGCCUUACCCACCCAAUCGCACCCCGAGACCACCUUCUCCACCCACGCUGCCCCCUCUACCACGUCCUCCGUGACGCCCACUACCCACCGACUCAUCACCCCAACGCAACCGGAGACCCCUACACCCCCCUCCACGGCCAGACCCACGGGCUCCUCGUCUCUGUCCCCGCACGUCCCCAUCACGGGCACACAGCCCACGCACAUGACCCCGCCACUCACUCGGACCACACAGCCCCCGAGUUCCGUCAGCACAGCGAAAAUCUCCACGUCCAGGGAGACCUACCCUUCCGCACCCAUCCACCAUGAAACCUCUUCUGCCCCCAAGCCCACCGUCUCCCACCAACCAACGGCCACGGGAACCGUGACGUCCGUGACUCACACUGCCACGGCCAUGGAGUCCACCAGCAAGGGACACACGCCACACACGUCUCAUUCCACACCCACUCCCCCUGUCCCCAACAGCACCCACACAACAGGUCCCCCCUCGGGGACGUCCUUCCGGACGACCACAGCCUUACCCACCCCAUCGGGCCCCAAAAUCACCCUCUCCACCCACGUGGCACCCUCCACCACGUCCUCCGUGACGCUCACUACCCACCGACUCCUCACCCCAACGCACCCGGAUACUCCAACGUACGCCUCCACAGUCAGACCCACAGGCUCCUCAUCUCCAUCCCCGCAUGUCCCCAUCACGGGCACACAGCCCACGCACACGAUCCCGCCACUCACUCAGACCACGCACACCCCGAACUCCGUCAGCACAGCCAAAACCUCCACGUCCUGGGAGACCUACCCUUCCGCACCCAUCCACCAUGAAACCUCUUCUGCCCCCAAGCCCAGCGUCUCCCACCAACCACCGGCCACGGGAACCCUGACCUCUGUGACUGACACCGCCAGGGCCACGGAGUCCACCAGCAAGCGACACACUCCGCACACAUCUCACUCCGCACACACGACCCUUGUCCCCAACACCGCCCACACGACAGGUCCCCCCUCGGGGACUUCCUUCCGGACGACCACAGCCUCACCCACCCCGUCGCGCCCCGAGACCACCGUCUCCACCCACGCUGCCCCCUCUACCACGUCCUCCGUGACGCCCACUACCCACCGACUCACCAUCCCAACGCAGCAGGUGACCUCUAAUUCCCGCUCCACAGCCAGACCUAUGGGCUCGUCUCCGUCCGCACUGGCGACCGGCUCGAGCUCCAGUGGUCACACUUUCAGCUCCCCACGCUCCCCAGGCACAGCGAGCGGAGUCUCCAUCUCCUCCUCUGUCUCCCCCCCAGGCGCCCCCACCGCCACGCUGUCCGCUGCGUCUUCCCCGCCCACCCGCGCCCCUUCCCCCCCUUCUCGGUCCUCCGCGCCUCCUCCCGAUCGCACUCCUGGCCCCCUGGGCAGCACCAACGUUGUUCCUUCUUUGCCCAGGACUACACCCAGCCCCCCCAUGUCCCACACCCUCCCCUCCCUGUCUACGACCUCCCAGUCUACGACCCUCACCACCCGAAUCCCUCCAUCCAGUCUCUUUCCAUCCACCGUGGGGGUGACAGCCAUCCCGACUUCUCCAGUCACUAACCUCACCACCGGACAACCCAGUAGCACUGGAGUUUCAAGCACCGUGACCCUCGCCAGCUUGACCUCUGUCCACGGAGGCUCAUCCCUCCAUUCCACGGGGUCCUUGUCUCCUGGGGCACCAUCCAUUUCCUCUCAGGUGACAGCCACGUCCCGCUCUCCAGGCGUCUGCGACCUGAAGGAGCUGCAGCAGGAGGUCACCUACCAAGGCUGCACUGCCAACGUGACAGUGACCCGCUGUGAGGGCUUCUGUGCCUCCUCGACGAGCUUUGACAUCCCCACGAACCAGCCGGAGACCCACUGCAGCUGCUGUGAACCCCUCGGCUCCUACCAGAAGCAGUUUGUGCUGCCCUGCCCGGACCCCGCAGCGCACGGCCGGCAGCUGGUGCUCACCCUACAGAUGUUCAGCAGCUGUGCGUGCAGCCCACGGCACUGUGGGGGCUAG